Propithecus coquereli (Coquerel's sifaka) is the source of this 540-nucleotide messenger RNA. Its product is annotated as killer cell lectin-like receptor 5. The transcript is spliced from 6 exons. NCBI's taxonomy places the organism in Eukaryota, Metazoa, Chordata, Mammalia, Primates, Indriidae. The record is from RefSeq and is a predicted model, not a curated record.
AUGGAGCCAGGCAUUAGGACAAAUGAACAAUGAGAGUUUUCAGUGUCCUGGCGUCUCAUUGCAGUGAGUCUUGGGAUCCUCUGUUUACUUCUGUUGAUGAUAGUCACAGUGUUGGUGACAAAGAGCAAACGUUAUGAAGGCCAAUGGUCCUGUUGUGGAUUAAGCUGUUACUAUUUUGUCAUGGAAAAUAAAAACUGGAAGGGAUGUAAACAGACUUGCCGAAGUUACACAUCCUCCCUUUUGAAGAUAGAUGAUGAAGAUGAACUGGCCUUCGUUCAACUCCAAACUUAUAAAAAUAACUACUGGAUUGGAUUAUCAUAUGAUGAGAAGGACAGCAAAUGGAAGUGGGUUGAUAGUGGCUCGUCUCCUGGAAUUAAUUUUGCAAUAAUGAAUUUGCCUUCUGGGAGAGGACAAUGUGCAUUUUUAUCCUCAACAAGAGUAGCAGUUAUCGAUUGCAUUCAAACUUACAACUGUAUCUGUGAAAAGAGAAUUGGCCGUAGUAUUUUCUCUGCUUCAGUGCGCACUGAGAAGAAAAGGUGA